Molecule: messenger RNA, 1178 nt
Organism: Plasmodium knowlesi strain H
Lineage: Eukaryota; Apicomplexa; Aconoidasida; Haemosporida; Plasmodiidae
Product: SICAvar, type I (fragment)
Exons: 2
Source: RefSeq, a predicted model, not a curated record
AAUACGUUUUGGGAGGACAAUGGCGCAGUGAAGGCAUUGUGGGAUGAAUUAGCACAAGCAAUGAUCACUAAUUGGAACAACGGAAAUGGAGCUGAAUGUGAUUCCAUGACAAAUGCAUCUCCGUCUGACAAGACGGCAUGCAAGUAUUUGCAUGCCGGCUUUAAAGAACUGUACAAGGAUCCGGCGGCGCCGCCAGGCGCCGCCGACCUCUUAAAGAACAACCCAUCGUUUAGACAAACGAUGGGUUGUUUCUUACUUCAUGCUUAUGCAAAACACAUGAAAGAAAAAGCAACUUGUCUUAUUGAUGAUGGUAUAGAACAAGCUUUCAGGAAAGCAGGUAGUUGUACUAGUAGUAGUAAUGGAAAAUGUGUUCCAUGCCAAUGGGACAAAGACGACAAAUGGAAAGAAUGCACAAUUAAGACAGAUGGCCAAGGUGGAACUGAAACGAAGGUUGAGAACAAAUUGAACACCAUCAUCGAUAAGGACAAGGACGAAGCAGUAAAGAAGGCAGCACAAGCUGUAAAUGACUUGCAAUUAUGUGAACAAGUCAAAUGUGUAACAGCCCGUUGGUGGAAGGAGGUAAAAAAGAGUGGACAGGCGAACGCAGGAACUGUAGAAUGGGAUGAAGUGUGGAAGGAACUCAAAACACAGCUCACCCACCUUGGGGAAGGCAUAACUACGAAGAAGGGGGAAGUUGAAUCCCACUGCAGCGGUCUGAAAGAUGAAACUGGAAAGGAGGCUUGCCUCCUUAUAGCAGCAGGAUUAAAAAACCUCUAUGACAUCCAAGACAACACCACCGACCCUGUUAAGGCAUCGUUCAAAAGAACGAUGCAAUGUGUUUUAUUAAAUGCCAUUGCAGAUAAACUACAAGGCGACAGCUUUCCAUGUAAGGAUGAAAGGAAUGUAGAGAAGGGGAUAAAUGAAGCUUUUAAGAAGAGUAUUAAUGAAAAAAUUGAGAAUACAAGUGGCGGUUGCGAGGAUGGUAACAUGAAGUGUUUUAUGUGUCCGAGGUUUAAAAUACCGGAAGAUUGCAGAAUUAAAACAAAUCAUAGCACUUCAUCGAAAGAUACAAAGUUAAAAGAAGAAAUAGAUAAAGUGCUCACCAACGACGACAACAACGGCGGAGGAAAGAAGGAAAUGGAACAAAUUUGGAACCAAUCUAUAAAGGACAUAUGUAA